Morus notabilis is the source of this 1438-nucleotide messenger RNA. RefSeq names its product D-aminoacyl-tRNA deacylase. Gene Ontology annotation, molecular function: D-aminoacyl-tRNA deacylase activity. The transcript has 9 exons. Bases 211 to 1167 code for a protein of 318 amino acids. Gene Ontology annotation, biological process: D-amino acid catabolic process. NCBI's taxonomy places the organism in Eukaryota, Viridiplantae, Streptophyta, Magnoliopsida, Rosales, Moraceae. The record is from RefSeq and is a predicted model, not a curated record.
UAUUUUGUUAAGCCAACCGGAAAAGAAAACAGUUUGGCGUGCGCGCCCGCCUCUCCAUUCUUCUUCUUCUUCAUCUUCGAUAUCGCCGUGUAAAGCUUAAACCUUUGCAAAACUUUCUUCUUCUUCUACUAGGGUUCACAGAAAAACUGCAGACCAAAACGACGUCGCUCUCCGCACAAACAAUCACAGCAGAGAGAGAAGAAAGAGAAAAUGGUGACUCUGGUGGUGGCGACGAGCUCCGAUCCGGCCUCCAUCAACCCCUUGAAUGCUCUCCUCGCCAUGCCCGGGUGGAACCCUUGCCCUUCCUUACAGGAUAUGAAGAGCUUCGCGAAUGGAGAAGUUAGGGUUUUGGAGCACGAGAAGAGCAUAGUGAGAGAAGAUAACUUGGACAAGCGGUGGGAGGACGCCACCGGCGAGGUCGUCGACGAAGUCAUCUUCUUUAGCAAACACACCGCCGUCUCCAACCGACCCGCUCUCACUGUUCAUCCCAUCGGGGUCCCCCAUUUGCGUGAAGGAGAUGUUGCUCCUCAAGGCGGGAGGCCCGGGUGGGCUGCGCCACCUAAUCCUAGGAUGGGGCCAUGGCUUAGACUCUUGAAGAAGAUUGCAGAAUCUCGUAACCUAGUUCCUGAGUUUGAGAUUACUCUGGAGGGUACUCAUCACGGACCUGAGACGAAUAAGCCAACCAUGUUUCUAGAGAUUGGAAGUACAGAGGAGUAUUGGAAGAGGCAAGAUGCAUCGGAAGUUAUGGCUCAGCUGGUCUGGAGAGGACUGGGACUUGGAGGGGAAGCUGAUGUGGGAAACUGGAGCAGGGAGAAUUAUAAGAAGAAAGUCCUUCUUGGGAUAGGUGGUGGGCAUUACGCACCCCGGCAUAUGGAUAUAGUUCUGAAAGAUGGUAUUUGGGUGGGCCAUCUACUUUCGGGAUAUUCUCUGCCUAUGGAAGAUCCAAACCAGUCAAAAGCAGGAAAAAGUGCUGAAGGUAUUGGUGGGACUUGGAGAGAAGCAAUCAAAGCAGCCUUUGAGGCAACAAGACUGGGAUUCCCUGGUGGGGAAAUUAUUGCCCAUCUUGAUCACAAGAGUUUCAAGAGCUGGCAGAAGAAUGCCAUAAUAGGUUUCUUGGGAGAUCAGAACAUUAAAAUCGGAAAACCGAACGAUUUUUUCCGAAGUUGAUGAAUAAAUUAUGCUGAGCAUGCUCUCCGCACAUACGACUGAUGAUAGUCUGACAGAUUGAACAACCUACAUAGCAGACACAUCGCUUAUUUACUUACACACCCAACAGGGUCAUCUACUCAUUGCUGUAGCUGAAGAAUGCAUGGAAGAACUCCAUCAAGAUGAUUAUCCAUUGCAAUACUUGGUAGUAUUGGCUUUGUGUGGUUUCUUUUGGUUAAUGGGUUCAUAGACUAGUUAUACACUUAUUUAUCAGAAAUAUUUGGGACUGCUU